This is a messenger RNA of Siniperca chuatsi (mandarin fish), 2987 nucleotides long. RefSeq names its product dual specificity protein phosphatase CDC14AB-like. Gene Ontology annotation, biological process: positive regulation of cytokinesis; protein dephosphorylation; cilium assembly. Gene Ontology annotation, molecular function: protein tyrosine/serine/threonine phosphatase activity; protein serine/threonine phosphatase activity. The transcript is spliced from 14 exons. Lineage: Eukaryota; Metazoa; Chordata; Actinopteri; Centrarchiformes; Sinipercidae. The record is from RefSeq and is a predicted model, not a curated record. The coding region runs from base 724 to 2220 and encodes 498 amino acids. Gene Ontology annotation, cellular component: nucleolus; centrosome; mitotic spindle.
AUAGGAAAUCAGGCAUUACAGGAAUAUACUACAGGUCAUCCAUCAAUGGGUCCGCUUCUGCCUGGCUUUAGAAAAGUGCCUACCAGUGUGUGUGUGUGUGUGUGUGUGUGUGUGUGCGUGUGCGUGUGUGUGUGCGUGUGUGCGUGUGUGCGUGUGUGCGUGUGUGUGUGUGUGUGUGUGUGUGAAGCCACUGACCGAGCUUGUGCAGAGCAGCAGAGAGAUUAGCGCUCUCUCUGGCUCUGGGCGGCUUGGUAUGUGUCCUCAGCUCUCCGACUGUUUGCUGGAAUAUUCCGGGAAACGUUUAAAUUUAGACAUGGGGAAACUAUUCAAUUCAAACAGAGUCAGUAGGAAUCUGACGAAGAGGAGCUGAAUGGUCUGGGUUUUAUUUGACUUUGGAGACUUUUUACGCAUGUGGAUCGCUUCAUCAGUUGUGAAGCAGGUCCUGUAGCUCAACAGUUUGUCUGGAAAUGAGUUAUUGUGACUUUAUUUACUGUUGGAUGUUUUUAACUGAUCACAAGCUCAUCAAAGCUGAAUAAUGGACAUGGUAAUAUGAUAUUUUAUACUGAACUCGCUGGACUUGCUGGACACAUCUCAAGUGGCCUCAUAAUAGAUAACCCAGAAAAAAACAUUUUCAAUUGUAUAUAGACUGGAACAGAGAACUAUUUAUAUUUUAAAGUCAUUUAAAACGGACAUUAUUACAGGAAUCGCUUGUUACUGAGUCAAAUGGCAGAGGAAUAUGAACAAUCCCGUGCAUCAGAGUUUAUUAAAGACAGGCUGUACUUUGCCACUCUGCGUGGCAAACCAAAGAAUACAGCCAACACACACUACUUCAGCACAGAUGAGGAGUUCAUAUAUGAGAGCUUCUAUGCAGACUUUGGGCCCCUCAACCUGGCCAUGCUGUACAGAUACUGCUGCAAACUCAACAAGAAGCUCAAGUCCUUCAUGAUGUCUAGAAAAAAACUGGUCCACUACACCAGUUAUGACCAGAAGAAGAGAGCCAAUGCUGCUGUUCUCAUUGGUGCCUACACUGUAAUCUAUUUAAAAAGAAGCCCAGAAGAAGCCUACAGGACUCUGAUCUCAGGAAACAACACAGGCUACCUGACGUUCAGGGAUGCAGCAGUGGGAGAGUGCUCCUUCAACCUCACUGUCCUUGACUGCUUACAAGGAAUACGCAAGGCAUUACAACACGGCUUCUUUGACUUUGAAAGUUUCCAUGUUGAGGAUUAUGAACAUUUUGAGCGAGUAGAAAACGGGGAUAUGAACUGGAUCAUUCCAGGGAAAGUUCUGGCAUUCAGCAGCCCUCACCCUCGCAGUAAGAUAGAGAAUGGUUAUCCUCUCCAUGCACCAGAGGCGUAUUUUACAUACUUUCGCCAAAAUAACGUCACAGCCGUGGUCCGUUUAAACAGGAUGUUGUAUGAUGGCAGGCGGUUUGAGGAUGCAGGAUUUGAGCACCAUGACCUCUUCUUCCUGGAUGGGACCACGCCCUCCGACCUCAUCAUUAGACGCUUCCUGCAUGUGUGUGAAAGUACUGAAGGAGCUGUGGCUGUGCACUGUAAAGCUGGCCUGGGCCGUACAGGCACUCUGAUUGGCUGCUACCUGAUGAAGCACUUCCGGUUCACUGCAGCUGAGGCCAUCGCUUGGAUCAGAAUUUGCCGGCCUGGAUCCAUCAUCGGCCCCCAGCAGAACUUCUUAGAGGAGAAACAGCACAGUUUGUGGGUCCAGGGUGACGUUCAUCGCUCCAAGCAGAAACUGGUUCAGCAGAGACUGAGUCGACGGCAGCAUCUACAGCAACAGUGUCAACAGCAGCAGCUUCACAGCCCUGACUCUGAGGGAGAGGAACAGGAAGCCAUGUCCCGCCUGCUCUCCAGCAUGGAUGACCUCUUAAUCAACACCACCCUUUACAAAUCAUACAGCUUGGAUGAGAAUCAUUGCAAGGAAGGCAGUCUAACUCAGGGAGACAAACUGAGAGCACUGAAGGGAAAACAACCACCUAGAUCAGCUUCCUCCUCCUCAAGGUUAAACCUGUCAAAGGCCUCUCACUGCUCCAUUCUCGCACCCCCUAAGUCCCCUAAAGUCUCCCUCUCCUUCUCCUCCUCUUCCUCCUCGUCUAAGAAGCUGGUACGAAGCUCCUCCUCCUCCUCCUCCUCCUCCUCCUCCACGCAGAUCAAGAGUCCCUUCAGCCUCAGUCUGUUCAGCACCAGGCCUGCUGUCACUCAUUGACUUCAGUUUGGACGUUUCCUUUCUGCUUGGCGAGUCAACUGAUGAUGAAGUCAAGAACCGGACUACCAACAUGCUGUGGUUGUCUGGGCCUUAAACAUUUUAUCAACCUUGACAAAUGUUUUAAUUAUUUGUCUAACAAAGUAACUGCACUUUUAAUGCAGGGAUUCCGAGAGCUUUGUAGAGUGAACUCAAAGUAAAGAAACACUUACAUUUCUUAUACAAAUACGUUUAAGGGCUACACCAGCUUUAUGAACGUGUGGCUCAUUAGUCACAAUACUGGCACCAAAACUCUGUGUCUCUAGCAGAAAAUAAGCAAAUGAUAUGUUAGAAGAUAAAACACACACAAUUGUAGAAAAACCAUGUAAUUUCACAUACAGAUCAUUAACAAUGAACAAAGUUUAAUUCGUAAAUGGGUUUAUUAAUGACAAAACUACAUGGUAGCCCGCUGAAACACAUCUGUAAGUACUCCUUCCUAAAAAAAAAAAUGUAUUGACUCAUACAAAAUGAAUCCUUCUCAAUCAUCACUUAUGACCCAUUGGAAGUGUGUGGUGGUGUCUGCAUCUGCAGAGACCCUGCCCUCUGCCUGUAUUGUCUUAGUUUCUUAUUAGUUUGCUGUGUUUGCUUGAGAAUGUAACCGCCACGAAACAAUCAGAAAAUAACGUUUUAUUUCUCUGAUUCACUGCUUUGUUCACGCUAACGCUGCUCCCUCUCUUCAUUCAUUCUCUAGCUCUCUCUCUCGCUCUGAGCCGGGAGGAGGGGCCAACUUU